UGAUACAGUAUAUAUCGCGAUCGUUCCUCGAAACCAACACAGUCUCCAUCAAGACAAGUUCACAAUGUUCACUAAAAUAUUUGCCCUUAUCGUUGUGGCGGUCGCCACCGCCUCCGCCGGGAUCGUAGCGCCAGCCGCCUACGUCGCCGCCCCCGCUGCCUACGUCGCUCCCUACGCCUCGGCGGCGUACGUCGCUCCCUACGCUUCCUCGUACUCAGCGCACGCUGUUAACCACGCUGUCGCCGCGCCGGUCGUGGCAGCCGCCCCGUACGUCGCAGCGCCCGCCUCUUACGUAGCAUCUCCUGUUUUAUUAAAGUGAUUUACUGAAAUUGACCUGUGAAAUGCAAAGUGAAUAAAUCGUGCAUAUUAAAUAGA
Molecule: messenger RNA, 375 nt
Organism: Manduca sexta (tobacco hornworm)
Lineage: Eukaryota; Metazoa; Arthropoda; Insecta; Lepidoptera; Sphingidae
Product: pupal cuticle protein C1B
Exons: 2
Coding region: 65-319 (84 amino acids)
Source: RefSeq, a predicted model, not a curated record